Bipolaris sorokiniana ND90Pr is the source of this 947-nucleotide messenger RNA. RefSeq lists its product as uncharacterized. Lineage: Eukaryota; Fungi; Ascomycota; Dothideomycetes; Pleosporales; Pleosporaceae. Bases 1 to 522 code for a protein of 173 amino acids. The record is from RefSeq and is a predicted model, not a curated record. The transcript has a single exon.
AUGGGCGCCACCGGGGCCGCCAAUCUCAGCGUGACAUUGCAUUACGUCGGGGUGACACGGGUGGGGCUCGGUGGCUUGACGUCUGUGGCGCACCCGCCGUUGGAACUCUGCUGCUACUGCCACGGCCACGGCCACGGCCACGGCCACUGCUGCUGUGGCUGGGCUCCUCCGCUGAACCACUGCCACCAUGCUCAGUUGAUCCAAAACCUGCCCACGCACCCGCUCUCCCGCCGCCCCUGGACUGACACAAGCACCGCGCCAUCCGCCUCUCGCCUGGCCGCGCGACCUGCGCUGUUGGCUGACACAUUCCCAUUCCGUAGAAUGCUCGCCUUGCAGCCGGCACCUGCCAUGCCAUGCCAUGUCUUGGCCGGGGCGACAGGCGGUAACGAAAAGCCUUCAAUUCCCACAUGCAGGUCGACCCCUGCUGAAAUCUCGCCGAAGACGCCUGCCAUGGGCGUUUUGGGAGAAGCGUUGUGGACCGCUGGCACUUUAGGCACGAACCGAUCAUCUUCUGGAACAUGAGGCUUCGACAAGUCCUGACUGUCUCGUCGUCCAAGCCUGUCUGCCCGGAUCGGCGUCCGAGUUGACCACGGAGAUGGCAUCCCGUGUAGUCCUAGAGCCUCGACUUGUGCCUUCGCGUCGUCCCGUAUCCAGCAAGCGCCUCCAGCUGUACCCGCUUUACGGAGCCAUUGAGCUGUCUUCACGAAACACAGGCACGCACGCUUGCAUGCCACCCAUUGCCCCACCCGCUGACCCAGGUCUAGGGAAUAUAUCUCAACUUUGGUGGCACUCGAGACCCGCAAAAAGCUUCGCUGCCUCUUGUGCUUUGCAUACUCACUUACGCAAAACUACUCUCCUACUGGUCAUUACCCCUACGUCAGCCGCUCUAAACAGCACCGUGUUUCUCUUUUUUGCUGCCGCACUACCACACUAGUCAACCAUCCGGG